Messenger RNA from Dendronephthya gigantea, 672 nucleotides. RefSeq lists its product as uncharacterized. Lineage: Eukaryota; Metazoa; Cnidaria; Anthozoa; Malacalcyonacea; Nephtheidae. The coding region runs from base 1 to 672 and encodes 223 amino acids. The transcript has a single exon. The record is from RefSeq and is a predicted model, not a curated record.
AUGGAAAAAAAUAAAGGCCCUGGUCCAACUGCUGCCAAGUCAAAACUUGGUUAUCUUCUAUCUGGACCUGUUUCAUUGAUCAACCAGACAUCCACACUAAAUGCCACCAUCUUAAAUGUAAUGACAGCAAGCAAAUAUGUCGAAUUUGAACUCCAGCGUUUCUUGGAACUUGACUCAAUUGGAAUUUGGUCAGAUCAGAAAGAUGAUACUUCAGAAUUCCUACUACAUUAUCAAGACACAUCCAUUUCUCUGAAAGAUGGAAAGUAUGAUGCCAAGUUACCUUGGAAACCAGAACAACCAAUACUACCAUCCAACGUCAGAAUUGCACAACAAAGAAAGACAUCAAUGGUGAAGCGACUAGCUGCUGAUCCCGAGAAACCUAUGAUGUACAACAACGUGAUUGUUAAUCAGUGCAAUCAAGGCUUUAUCGAGAAAGUUGAAAACCCCAGUAUGAACAAUGGAACCUGUCACUAUCUUCCCCAUCACGCCGUAUUUAAAGAAUCAUCCACCACACCUCUACAAGUUGUGUACAACUUCAGCUGCAGUACGUCAAAUCAACCAAGUUUAAUAUUGCUUAGAUUUCAUCGAAAGAAAUACGCAGAUAUCGAAAAGGCAUUCCUAAAUAUUGUCCUGAAUGAAGAAGAUCGCGACGCUACUGUUUCUUCUGGUUGA